AUGCAGGCAUCACUUGUGGACGUUCUUCUCCAUGUGAUCCGAGUGCAAGCACUCAAUGGCUACAUACCACUAGGUGCGCUUUCAGGAGCUGCGCAUGGCCCUCAGUUGUCCUAUCUGUGGUCCUUAGACUUCAUUUCUGCCGUCAACUCCCCAACCUUCAGCACAUGGCGUAAAAUCACAUUCGCCUUGUCAGCAUCGGGGCUGCUCUUCAUGACUUCGGUCGUUGGCCCUUCGUCAGCGGUCUUGAUGAUUCCUCGACCUGGCAUGUCACAUGUGAAAAGAACCGUAACAAGCUACCUCAAUGCCUCCGAAGCUGCUCUAUUCCCCACGCAUUUAGAUAAGACCUCCGGGCUGAAUUUCUCGAGGUACUACGAGUUUGAGGAGCGGGAGAUUAUUGAGUCUUCACUAACACCUGAUCAUCACGUCAUAUUCAGCUACACCUGGGGCGAUACCUGGGGCGAUACUGCGGCUCGGAGCUUUGCAGGCAAGCCUAGAGUAGGUCAAUCAGUUGAUCGUACCCUUGUCGACAAUCCUCACCAUCAUGUACCAACGGGGGACAGCUACACUAUUGCAACGACACCGACAACCUUGAGUUUAGGACAACUGACCUUUCAUCUCCCGGUUUAUAAUUUUGACGAUCCUGAACUGUUGGUAACCAACAAGAGCUGGGUCACCCGGACAUUGCAGCCAGUGGUUCUGGCUGUGUGUACACAAGAGUUCCAGAGGACUGAAGAUUCGUAUUACUUCCAAGACGAUGGGUCUAAAGGCUCUCUUCCCAAUUCCACCAAGCUGCAGGACCAGCUGCUCGAAGUUUACGAACAUGCAAAUGACAACACUACGAUCAAACCCUUUAUGCCUCCGCUAUGGAUACCAUCGCCUGGCAAUUCACAUUCUCUGCUUGGACUCUUCAUUAGGCCUGGUGGAACAGGGAGGGUGGGAGAUAGCAGGUUCACAGCGUGUACUGUAUCGUCAUUCUGGAGAGAAGCAGAAACAUCAUUUGCUCACAUAAACUUUGGGUAUAGGAUCAAAGCUGAGCUGCCUACAAACAGGGAAGCCAUGGCAAGCAGCAAAUUGAGACCGAUCACCAUCGUUCCAGAGGAUAUACGCUCUCUGGAUUACCCAUGUAUGGCUAAGGGGAAAAUGCUAAGCGGAGAAGGAGUCAACGCAGAAGUUCUAGCCACAUGUUUUGCAGCUGCUAUUUCCUGGAUUCCAGCCCUAGACAACCGUGAUCCAGACGACCCCACCAUUGAUCAUGAUAUGAUCGAAGGGUACGAUCAGUCUCAGUUAAGCGACUCAACCCCCUUCAGCGUGAUGAAAAUCGACACAACAUACAACGGCUUUGGCUACGGAUCCACCGACACCUCCAUCAAGCUCUCUCUCGCAGUGAUCAUCUCAUACUGCCUCAUUGUCGUCUGCUACGUCGCCUAUACCGUCGCCACCGGCCGCACAUCUGUAGCCUGGGACUCGGCAAUGGAGCUCGUCAUGCUGGCGCUCCAAUCGCAAGCCCCAGACCAUCUGGGCCCUAUAUCCGUCGGCAUCAAUUCCAUGGACACGUUUCGCCAGAGUGUCGGCAUCCGCGUGCGUGUCGAUAGCGAGAAGAAUGCAGAGAAGUUGGAAUUGGUCUUUGCGCAGGAUGCGGGGGCUGACGACCGCAGGUUGGGGAUGGUGGAGCCGAAUAAGGCGUAUUGA
This is a messenger RNA of Ascochyta rabiei, 1689 nucleotides long. RefSeq lists its product as uncharacterized. Bases 1 to 1689 code for a protein of 562 amino acids. The transcript is spliced from 2 exons. The record is from RefSeq and is a predicted model, not a curated record. Lineage: Eukaryota; Fungi; Ascomycota; Dothideomycetes; Pleosporales; Didymellaceae.